This is a messenger RNA of Metopolophium dirhodum (rose-grain aphid), 402 nucleotides long. RefSeq names its product transmembrane protein 60. The transcript has a single exon. NCBI's taxonomy places the organism in Eukaryota, Metazoa, Arthropoda, Insecta, Hemiptera, Aphididae. The record is from RefSeq and is a predicted model, not a curated record. The coding region runs from base 1 to 402 and encodes 133 amino acids.
AUGGCUUUGACUCAACGUGCACUGACCACGUGGGCUUCAAUGGUGAUGUUCUUGGUGCUGCUAACCAUACAGCUACAGACCAAACAAAAACAGAGUUGGUAUCUGAUAUUCAUGCCGAUUUGGUUGGACGAUGCGCUAACGGCACUGUUCAUAAUAUGCUCCUGCGUGCACAGCAAUUCGUGUCAGGCGAUGACCGAGAUGCCGGUGUUUUGCGGCAGUCGAAGGUGCAUAAUUUUUGUCAUUUGCCUGAUGAAGAUCAUCGCCCAACUCACGCUUUGCUAUAAGUUGGAAAAUCAAAACCCCCAGUUGCCAAUAUACUACGUGUUUAUGCCCAUCUGGACGCUCAUCGUUUACCUGAUAAUCAUUGUGAUACCGCCUCUCGUCAGACAUUACAAAGACUAA